CGGAGACGGCGCUCGAGAGCCUCAUGUCGCGUAUCGCGAGCCAGUUGCAUACGCUGCGUACGUAACAUAUUCAUCUUAUCAAGCGGCGCAGGAAGAUUACAUAGGUAUUCGCAUUCGUGGAAGCAAGCACGCGCUACAUCGAGUGCUUACGCGUUUGACUUACAUAUGUGUUUUGUACCGAGUCAUACGGCAGCUGUAAACGAAGUGCAAGUGGCAGCAUUAACUGCUCCAAUGGCCGCGGCUAUCCGUUCACCAGCACGAAAGUCUCGCACAUGCGUGACAGAGUAAGGACGUGGAGUGGUGGGAAUGUGCGGAUGCAGCACGUUUCAAACGUACUGAGUAACGGUAUGUAGUCGCAGAUAAUGAAUUUUGCCAAUGCAAAAUUUGAGGUCGAAGGAGCACGCAUACAAAUAUCGCACGUGUCUGAUCUCGAGGGGUCGGCCAGUGGGGAAUCCAAUCGCGAAUGAUCAUCAGACCGCAAAUUGUCGGACGAAGGACACUGCUCGCCGCAAAAAAUGCCCGCAAUUUCUGGGCGAAAAUGCUCGGUGGGAAAAAUAGGCCGUUGGCGUCGGAGGUCUUAACGAGCUACCUAUUGCAAACCGGCGAGCCACCCUGGACCUCAUACUUCGUCCGGUACGCGGACGUGGUGAACGAUCAGCGCGGAAUGUCACACUUCAAUUGGCCCGCGGGCGGCAGCAAUUACCACGUGCUUAGGACCGGCUGUUUCCCGUACAUCAAGUACCACUGCAGCAAGCGUCCGGCGCAGGAUCUCAGCGGCGAGGACAGAUUUUUCAAGGCGAUCAAGAUCUUGAACCUUGGUAUUCCCACCCUGAUGUACGGUCUGGCGGCUACACAGCUUAUCCGACACCGCGAGAUCGUGAAGACGCCUCGGGGCGACGUGACGAUCUACUUCUUGCUACCGGAGGACAAAGGCUCGCAAUACUGAGGCCGAACUACACCGACGCUAAAUCGUAUCGAGGCCCCUCGUCACGGUCCUCCUCCGAGGGGACGUUAACGGCGGCCAAAUUACAUCUCGCGUGGCGAGAGUUACAUCGAGAGAGCUACGUCGGACGAUCGUUGCAGCUCUUUCAUCCCCGGGUCGUGUUGUCGCUCGCGUCAUCCCGGCGCUAGAUUCUCGGGUGCGGGGCAAGAUAGGUGGCGCAAGAAAAUCUGAACGCCGUCGUGAACGUAUCUUAGCGCGGAGGAUGCAGACGUUAAUUUUCUCAACUAACAAAACGGAGAUGUGCGGAAUAUCGCUUUGGUGCGCGCGUGUUGCCGCAUUGGACUGUCCUAAAAAUAACAACGCAAUUCAGUGUAAGUGUGAAUGGUAUCCAUUCAUUGGCAUCACCGACAAUGUCUGCCAAGCGAGAUGUUAAUAAACAUUUACAUCUUGGAACAAGCAUUGCCGUUGUUUUUUCGCAUGCGAGAUUUCACAUCCGCACGAUGGGAUAUUGGGCGCGUGUUUGACCACUAAUUACUGAUGCAAAAGCCAUAUCGCUUUCGUAUUUCUCGUAAAACUCGAGAAUAAUAAAAUGUUUAAACAAAACAUGUAAAAAGUUAAAAAAAAUUAUUUAUACAAAUAAUUUCUCGAUUUGGCCGAAAUUCGAACCAUUUUUGACUAAUUUAGCACAGAUUAAAAA
Molecule: messenger RNA, 1640 nt
Organism: Odontomachus brunneus
Lineage: Eukaryota; Metazoa; Arthropoda; Insecta; Hymenoptera; Formicidae
Exons: 4
Coding region: 464-946 (160 amino acids)
Source: RefSeq, a predicted model, not a curated record